AUGGAGUUCCAUCCCGCGCUGGACGCGCCGCGCGCGGUAUCGUUCGCGGGCGACACGCUCAUCUUACCGGUGGUAUCGCACGGCAACGUCGGGCAGCUCGCGACGGACCUCCUCGUCGCGUCCGUGACGGGCGCGAGGCGUAUCGGGUGCCUCGAUCAUCCCGCGCUGCUCCCGUGCGUCGGCCGCGACGCUUUCGCGAGCGACGAGGGCGACGGCCCGGGGGGUGGGCACAUCGCGCUCGGGAUGGAGGUGUACCGCGUCGGAGGAGGUGGGGGCGGCGCGCUGUGCCUCGCGCAGCAACGCGCGGAGGUGACGCUGGGGUCGCAGCGAUCGUUCGCGGCGGACGUCGCCGAAUGGAUCGCCGACCGAGGGUUCGCGGAGGUUGUCGUGCUGGCGUCGGCGCCGUCGACGGAGGCCAAGGCGCCGGGUGAGAUCGGCGGGACGUCCUUCCAACACGUCACCGCGUCGGACGCGCCCGACGAUCGAUGCGUCGCCGCCGGGAUCGCGCACCGAAAGACGAGCGGCGGCGGGGGGGGGGGAGCCACCGCCGACCAAAAAACUCGCGACGACGAAGACCGCGAUCGCGCGCUUCCGCCGUGGUCGCUGAUGCGCGCGCUUCGCGCCGCGAACGUCACCGCCGUCGCGCUCAUCGCCACGUGCUCGGAGGGGGACAACACGGAGGACGCGGCGGCGAUGGCGGACGCCGUCGCGGGUGUGCUCGGGCUCGGCCUCGAUCGCGGGGGCGUCGAGAUCCGAGCCCCGGCGGGUGAAAAAAUCGACGAAAAAACGACAAAUGACGGAUCGGCUCGCGUUCGAUGGACGAUACCCCCGUCGUGGAGAGCGGCGUACGGGCAGCAGCCGAUGGCGAGCGAAAUCUUCGCGUGA
Molecule: messenger RNA, 885 nt
Organism: Micromonas commoda
Lineage: Eukaryota; Viridiplantae; Chlorophyta; Mamiellophyceae; Mamiellales; Mamiellaceae
Exons: 1
Coding region: 1-885 (294 amino acids)
Biological process (GO): proteasome assembly
Cellular component (GO): cytosol; nucleus
Source: RefSeq, a predicted model, not a curated record